Molecule: messenger RNA, 1017 nt
Organism: Mitosporidium daphniae
Lineage: Eukaryota; Fungi; Microsporidia
Exons: 3
Coding region: 1-1017 (338 amino acids)
Biological process (GO): fructose metabolic process; fructose 1,6-bisphosphate metabolic process; sucrose biosynthetic process
Cellular component (GO): cytosol; cytoplasm
Molecular function (GO): fructose 1,6-bisphosphate 1-phosphatase activity
Source: RefSeq, a predicted model, not a curated record
AUGACUGUAGAAACGGACUUGGUCACUCUUUCUCGCCAUGUCAUUCAUGAGCAAUCUCAUCACAAGGAGGCCAGUGGCGAUCUUACCCUGCUGCUAAUGAGCAUCCAGGUUGCAACAAAAGUGAUUUCAACUAAUGUGAGAAAGGCCGGAAUAGUCAAUUUGUACCGGCAAUAUGCUAAUGCACUAGAACCGGAAUUGCUGCAGGAAAGAAAGAAAACAUUCAAGCUCGACAUCAUAUCGAACGAAGUCUUUAUUAAUUGUAUCUCUUCCUCUGGGAAAGUAAGCAUAAUGGUUUCCGAGGAAAACCAAGACGCAAUUAUUGUAUCUUCAUCAGGCACGGCAAAAUAUGCCGUUGUAUUUGAUCCUUUGGAUGGCUCUUCAAACAUUGAUGCCGGUGUUUCAAUCGGAUCGAUUUUUGGAAUAUAUCGAUUAGGGUCAACAAAUUCUCACUCAAUUUCUGAAGUGCUACGUACAGGCUCAGAGAUGAUUGCCGCUGGAUAUGCAAUGUAUGGCAGCUAUACAUCUCUGGUCAUUACAAUUGGAGGUGUGGGCGGAAAUGUUCAUGGAUAUACACUGGACAAUUCCAUUGGAGAGUAUAUCCUUACACAUCCAAACAUUAAAAUUCCUCCAAAGGGAAGCAUAUAUUCGGUAAAUGAAGGAAACAGUGCAUUUUGGGACGCCUCGACCAAAAGAUAUUUUGAAAAAUUGAAGACGCUCGAUAAGCCAUACUCUUCCAGAUACGUCGGAAGUAUGGUUGCUGACGUUCACAGAACCCUUUUAUAUGGCGGGAUUUUUGCAUAUCCUGCUGAUUCCAAAAGCAAAAGCGGAAAGCUCAGACUAUUGUAUGAAUGCUUUCCGAUGGCAAUGAUCUGUGAAAAUGCUGGAGGUCGCGCCACAACGGGAAAGAAAAGAAUUUUGGAUAUUAUCCCGACAUCUCUGCACGCAAGAGCCCCAAUAGUCCUGGGAUCUAUCGAAGAUGUCUUAGAAUAUGAAUAUGAAUUGCAAAAUGGCCAAUAA